This is a messenger RNA of Anguilla anguilla (European eel), 1593 nucleotides long. It is a transcript of the gene riox2, whose product is annotated as ribosomal oxygenase 2. The transcript has 10 exons. Gene Ontology annotation, cellular component: nucleolus. Gene Ontology annotation, molecular function: histone H3K4 demethylase activity; histone H3K36 demethylase activity. The record is from RefSeq and is a predicted model, not a curated record. NCBI's taxonomy places the organism in Eukaryota, Metazoa, Chordata, Actinopteri, Anguilliformes, Anguillidae. The coding region runs from base 111 to 1520 and encodes 469 amino acids.
GCGAAGAACCCGGAACCUUCUAAAACAGAUUUGUUUCCAGUCUGACAUUAUUAUGGUAGCGGUAGAACAAGUCGCAUGUGUACUGCGAAGAAGCUAGAAGUACUCCACUGAUGCCUAAGAAAGGGAACCCAGCUGCAGCGGAGGGGGAGGAGGUCCCCUCAAAGCAGAGGAAAACUGACCCCAACGGCGUGCCUCCUCCCCUCAGUUUCACCAGCCCCACCAGCCUGUUUGAGAGCCUGAUCGCACCCCUGGGCCUGCAGGAGUUCUUCCAGGAGUACUGGGAAAAGAAGCCCCUGCACCUCCAGAGGUCAGACCCUGGACUGGCCACCUACUACCGGUCACUCUUCCAACUCUCUGACCUGAAGGCACUGUGCGCACAGGGUAUUGAGUAUGACAGGGACGUCAUCCUGUGCCGAUGUGUCAACGGCAAGAAGAAGGUGAUAAGCAAGCAGGGCCGUGUAAACCACAGCCACCUGAAGAAAGAUUUUGACCAGAAGAAAGUUACUAUACAGUUCCACCAGCCACAGAGGUUCCAGGACGAGCUGUGGCAGAUCCAGGAGAAGCUUGAGUGUUUCUUCGGCGCCCUGGUUGGGUCAAACGUAUACAUCACACCGCAGGGGUCCCAGGGGCUUCCGCCUCAUUACGACGAUGUUGAGGUCUUCGUCCUGCAGCUGGAGGGGGAGAAACACUGGCGUCUCUAUCAGCCCACAGUUCCCCUGGCCCGUGAAUACAGCCUGGAGCCAGAGGAGCGGAUUGGCAGUCCCACUCAUGACAUCACACUUAAGGCAGGAGAUCUGCUUUAUUUUCCCAGAGGAACGAUCCACCAGGCUGACACGCCAGUGGGGGUGGAUCACUCCACCCAUCUUACCAUCAGCACCUACCAGAAGACGUCAUGGGGGGACUUCCUGCUGGACGUAUUUCCCAGCUUCCUGUUUGAUUCGAUGAAGAGUGACAUCACCAUGAGAGCGGGCCUGCCCAGGAAGCUCCUAACGUUUGCCAGCCCGCCCCCUGGCACUACCAAGCAGCUGUGCUCCUUCAUGAGAGACCUGGCGGACAAGAUGGAGCAGGGGCAGCUGGAGCCGCGCUCCGCGGGCAUGAAGCGGGACUUUGUUUCCAGCAGGCUGCCCCCGUUCCUGCAGGACGACUCGGCCGCCACGCCAGCUGGAAAGAUGCCUGCGCUUGGAGACCUUGUGUGUAUGAGGUUUACAGACCACAUCCUGGUGACGGUGGAGCCCAGCGAGGACAGAACCGACGAGGCCGUAGCUGAGCUGGUGGUUUUCCUCUUGCACUCCCUGAGCAAUAGCAGGGAGACGCACAUGAUGGGAAAUGAGGGUGAAGAGGAAGAGGAAGAGAAACAGGGGAGUCAGGGCCUGCGCUUUGCUCUCUCGCACCUCCCUGCCCUCAAGCAGCUGCUGAGUGGAGAGCGCCACCUCGUGGCCGAUCUACAGCUGGAGCAGGACGCUGACAAGCUCAACCUGGCCCUCUCUCUCUGGAGUGAGGGGCUCCUGACGGUCUGUUAGCAGGACAGGAGACUCAUAGCGAACCAUUGGCUCUCAUUCGUAAAUUAUUAAAAACACAUCAAGGUUCUACAAA